This is a messenger RNA of Onychostruthus taczanowskii (white-rumped snowfinch), 3374 nucleotides long. It is a transcript of the gene RGS14, whose product is annotated as regulator of G protein signaling 14. NCBI's taxonomy places the organism in Eukaryota, Metazoa, Chordata, Aves, Passeriformes, Passeridae. The transcript is spliced from 14 exons. Bases 242 to 2065 code for a protein of 607 amino acids. Gene Ontology annotation, molecular function: GTPase activator activity; G-protein alpha-subunit binding; microtubule binding. The record is from RefSeq and is a predicted model, not a curated record. Gene Ontology annotation, biological process: signal transduction; regulation of G protein-coupled receptor signaling pathway.
CAGCCGGUGUCCGCCGGGGCGGUGCCGGCGGCGCGGGGCGGGCGGGCGGCCCCGCUCCCCCCGCUGCGGUCUCGGUUCCCAUGGUGACACUUCCUGUGGGAGCCGAAAGCGGUAGUGUGGUAGUGCCGGGAGCGCCGGGCCGGGCCGGGCCGGGAGAGCCGCGCCGCCGGCCGGGGAUGCUGCGGGGCCGCGGACCGCGCCCCUAGCGCGCCGGGCCGGGCCGGGCCGGGCCGAGCCAGGGAUGCAGGGCAAGGGCAAGCUGCUGGUGGUCCACAACGGGCGCAUGGGCCCGGCCGUGUCGGACGGAGAGUUAAAUGCCUCCCGGGCCCGUGGCAGCAACCACAGUGUGAACAGCCUGCCAGGCCCAGCAGCCACGUGUGGAUCCAGCCAGGGCUCUGUGGUCAGCUGGGCUGAAUCCUUCGAGACGCUGCUGCAGGACCGUGUGGCUGUCACCUACUUCACCGAGUUCCUCAAGAAGGAGUUCAGUGCUGAAAACGUCUACUUUUGGCAGGCAUGUGAGCGCUUCCAGCAGAUCCCGGCCAGUGACACACAGCAGCUGGCCCACGAGGCACGGCGGAUCUACGAUGAGUUCCUCUCCAGCCACUCGGUCAGUCCUGUGAACAUUGACAAGCAGGCCUGGAUUGGGGAGGACAUGCUGGCCACCCCCUCCCCAGACAUGUUUCGCAUCCAGCAGCUCCAGAUCUUUAACCUGAUGAAGUUUGACAGCUACACACGUUUUGUGAAAUCCCCACUGUACCAGGCCUGCCUGCAGGCAGAGAGCCAGGGCCAGCCCCUGCCUGACCUGCGGCCCCACUCCCGCAGCAGCAGCCCCCCUCCUGACCUCAGCAAGAAGACGAAGCUGAAGCUGGGCAAGUCGCUGCCACUGGGCGUGGAGACAGCGGGCAGCAGUGCCAACCGCAGCCUUCAGCGCUCCUUCAGGAAGGGAGAGCGGCGGGAGCCGUCCUGGGCAGACGGGGGAGAAGGCAGCAGGAGCGCCAUGCUGUGGAGGGAGUCCCAGGGCUCACUCAACUCCUCAGCCAGCCUGGACCUGGGCUUCUUGUCCUCGGGCAGCACAGCCGCCAGCCCCUGGACGGAGGUGAGUGGGCACCACGCCAAUGCACGGCACCAUGCUGCCUCUGGCUGGGCUCAUCCUACCACAUCCCUCCCUCAGGGCCAGCAGAAGAGCCCGGGGGGCAGCGAGGCAGAGCUGCCAGCCAAACCCAUGAAGUACUGCUGCGUGUACCUGCCCGACGGCACGGCCUCGCUGGCCGCUGUCCGGCCUGGCCACUCCAUCCGGGACAUGCUGGCAGGGAUAUGUGAGAAACGUGGCUUCAGCCUCCCCGACAUCAAGGUCUUCCUGGUGGGGAAUGAGCAGAAAGCGUUGGUGCUGGACCAGGAGUGCUCCGUGUUGGCAGACCAGGAGGUGAAGCUGGAGAACAGGAUAAGCUUUGACCUGGAAAUCUCCUCCCUCAGCAAGACCAUCCGCAUCACGGCCAAGUCAACCAAGCGCAUCCGGGAGGCGCUGCAGCCCGUGCUGGGCAAGUACGGCGUGAGCGUGGAGCAGGCGCGGCUGCGCAGGCAAGGUGAGCCAGCCAUCCUGGACUUGGAGAAGCUGGUCAGCACAGUGUCUGCUCAGAAACUUGUCUUGGAAACACCAGCAGACAUGCAAGUGAUGGGGAGCGCUGAGGCUGCGGCUGCCCCCUCUCUGCUCCAGAGUGAGGAGGGAAGCCCAACAGGAGCAGAGCCUGACACACGAUGGGAGAUGCCCUCCUCCUUCUCCAGGCCACAGUCUUCAGCUGCCAUGAACCUCAACCGGCGCACAUACGACCUGGAAGGGCUGGUGGAGCUGCUGAACCGUGCCCAGAGCUGCCGGGCCAACGACCAGCGUGGGCUGCUCUCUAAGGAGGACCUGGUCCUGCCUGACUUCCUGCAGCUCCCUGUGCAGGACAACAGUGCCUGUGAGGGGUCACAUCAGCCCAGUGCCCCUCAGGCUGGCUCUGAGGGAAGCAGCUGCCCUCAGGAAGAGCCUGCGCUGGCUCAGCCUUCGUUGGACCACAAGCUCUGAUGAGUCCUGGCACGUGGCACCCCCAGGCCAUGCUGGGGUUCAAGAGGGGCCCGACAGGCCCUGCCCUGCACCGCUGACACUGCCUGGACUGCAGAUCCAUCCACGUCCUGUCCCAAGCUGUCAUGUCGUGUCGCUGUGAGUGGCUGAGCAGCUGCCAUGCCCCUCUGUGGGGCCACAUCCCGGUGCACAUCAAGGGACUCUUGUACAUAGUUUGAACCCUCGUUGCAAAGCACUUUGCAACAUCCCUGGCACUGUCCUGCCCAGUGCCUCUGCCUGCAGCAGAGCUGCCUGCCCAGCACAUCCUGCCUGUGUCGGGCUGACACAGCCCCACUCGCUGUCUGGGUGGGGAAAGCUCCCUUCCAGCUGCAGGGUGUGCAGGAUAGACAGGGUGGGUGGGGAGGAAAGGCAGGCUCCAGUCCUGAACUCCAGUGCUGUGGGCAGGCAGGGUCAGGAGAACGUGUGCCCGGAGCUCAGAGCCAGAUCCAGUCCCUGCCCCGUGGGAACAGGGCUGCCCCGUUGUUGAUUUACAAGUCCACCCUUCCUGGGGAGGGUGAGCACGGCCCUGCCAGGCUGUGCCCCGGGCAGGCUGUUACGUCUGCAUUGCGUGAGCGUGGCCUGAUCCUGCCACAUUAGCACUGCUUGGAGCAGGGCACACGGUUCCUGCCCCGGGCAGCCAGAGGCAGAGCCAGCAGAUGGUGCCAAAAAAAGCCUUCCUCCUCCCCGCCGGAGAUCCUGCGUGGGCGGCUGCUGAGGGCCAGGCAGGAGCAAGUCCCCAUCUCCCCCCUGCCCCAUCCCCACUGGGGUGGGGGUGCUCAGCCUGCCAGGACAGCUCUGCUUGCUGCCAGAAGAAUGCAGCACCUCUGGGUGCUGAGCACCUCAGCCUGCUGUGCACGUCCCCAGCCUGUGCCCAGCCUGUCGUUCCUGCCAGGAGCCUUGAGCCCCAUCUGCCAGUCCUGGCUGUGCACUGCUGGUCCCCAUGCCCAGCAGCCCGGUGUCCCCAGAGGUCCCAGACAGAACCUGCAAUGGAGACAUUCCCCCAACAGCAGCCAGGAGAUCCCUCCACAGUCCAUAUGUGCCAGAGCCCUUCCUGCCUGUGCCUUGGGUAACCACUCCAUCACCACUGCCUGGCCAGAGGCAGAGGGGUGACCCAGGACCCCCAGGCUUGCCCAGAGAUGGGGGCAUGGCCACCCAGCCCUAUGCUGCCACAGCCAGCUGCAGCCCUGUGGCCUUAGAGCCCCCUGUGUCUCUGUGAUGCUGCUCAGUUCUGUCUGUGCUGUGGAACCAGGGGAAAUAAAGAGCAUUGCCUGGA